Molecule: messenger RNA, 972 nt
Organism: Paramuricea clavata
Lineage: Eukaryota; Metazoa; Cnidaria; Anthozoa; Malacalcyonacea; Plexauridae
Source: the annotation of a GenBank genome assembly
AUGUGGAAAGGUAUAUGCCUAAAAGACCCAGAGUUGCGUUCGUUAGCAGGUGACAUACCAGGAAUUCUCCUACGUGAUCGAGCCCCUCGAACAGUGCGUAAAUAUCAGGAUUCCUUCCAACGUUGGCAUACCUGGGCAGAAAGCAAAGAUCUCUGUUCUCUACCCGCAACUGGUCAAGAGAUAGCUCUGUAUGUGGCAUUCCUUUUACGAACAGCUAGGACAAUGUCCACUAUUCAUUCGGCAGUAUAUGCGAUUGCUUGGGCACAUAAGAAGGCGGGAAAGAAAUCCCCAACAGAACACACACUGGUUAAGCAGAUGAUUGAAGCUAGUCGGCGAAUUGUGGGGCUGAAACCUGUGAAUAGGAAACAGCCACUGGAGGCCAAACAUGUGAAAGCUAUCAUUGUUAAGUUUGGUGACGGGAAUCUGGGACAGCUGCAGAUAGCAACAUUAAUCACUUUGGGAUUUAGUGCAUUUCUGAGAUGGGAUGACUUGUCUAAGUUAGAGAGGCAAGACAUUGCAAUGGAAAAUGAUCACAUGAAAAUAUUUCUGGUCAAGCGGAAGAAUGACCAGUACCGGGAAGGAUCUUGGAUUCUUGUUGCCCGCUCAGGCAAAAUAUCAUGUCCAGUUAAGUUGCUUGAGAAAUUUCUACGAAUGGGGAAACACAGCCAACAGGAUAAACUGUUCAGAAAGAUUUCUCACACAUCUAAUGGAAUGCAACUGAGAAAAUCCCCCUUGAGUUACAGCAGAGCUCUGGAACUAUUCAAGAUGCAGAUAUCUAGUAUUGGUUUGAAUCCAUCUGCUUAUGGCUUACACAGCUUACGUUCUGGUGGUACAUCCGAAGCAGCCGCCUGGGGUAUACCUGAUCGUCUGAUCCAGCGACAUGGGGGAUGGAGAUCUGAGAAAUCUAUGAACAUGUACAUUAAAGAGACACAUAACACCCUAUUACGAGUUUCACAGAGCUUAGGCUUAUGA